This is a messenger RNA of Talaromyces stipitatus ATCC 10500, 792 nucleotides long. RefSeq lists its product as uncharacterized. Bases 1 to 792 code for a protein of 263 amino acids. The record is from RefSeq and is a predicted model, not a curated record. NCBI's taxonomy places the organism in Eukaryota, Fungi, Ascomycota, Eurotiomycetes, Eurotiales, Trichocomaceae. The transcript is spliced from 2 exons.
AUGGCUCCCUCUCUACUCUCCAACACAUCCUUCCUCCCCCGUCGUCCAGAUCAACCCAAGAAGAAAAUGAGCAUCACUCAGACUUACUACCUGGCCCACACCGCCCGCAGCAAGCUCUCCAAGGAGGCUGCCCGCUCUGAUCAUGAUCUGCGUCUCCUCGUCGGCCACGCCAACCUCUUGGACUCGCUGAUGCUGGAUCUGGCCAAUGCCGAACGCGAACAAGAACAAUGGUUCAACAACACCGUUCGCAACGCUACCAAAAAGGCUCAACCUUCACACAUUCGAUGGGCUGAUACUAUUGAGGAGGAGUCAAUGGAGGACGAUGUCUCCGACGAUGACUCGGAUAUGAGCGACGAUGAUUACUCGGAUUAUGAUGAGGAGGAAGAAGACGAUGAGGAGAAGUUUGAAGAUCUUACUGCUAUCUACACUGCUGCCGCAGUCGCUAAACCACUCCGCCGCGCUGCUUCCCCUCCUGCCCUCAUCUCAAUGAACGAGGUUGCUUCUGACGAGGAAGAGGAAGAGGAAGAAGCCGCUCGUCUCACAUUAACUCGCUCUCCCUCACGAACACAAUCUCCUCCCGGAUUAACUGAGGAUCUCUCCUCGGACGACGAGGAAGACUCUAUGCCUCCCUCACCCGAACAACUUACCAUGGAUGCCUUUGCUUCUACCUCGGGAAAAAAACAACCCGCAACACAAACCAAUCUGCUCAGCGAGACAGAGUCGCAAUCACUGCACAAUGAUUCCUGCCUAUUGAUUUUGAAAACAAAAGUCUUGCUUCUUUAUGACUAUUGA